AUGGCGAUUUGUUGCGAGGAGGCUCUCAAGGCCGCGAAAACGCGGGGGAGGAGGGCGGAGGCUUAUACCUACCUUCUUCCUGUCUUCUUCAAAUUCAAACCCUGCUGUGCUUCUCUCUUGCCUGCACACAAAUGUUGUUUGUCGCUGUGCCUCCUACUGCAACUGCUGCCUCCAUUCGGGCCUCUGCGCAAGGUCUUUGCAAUCGAGCCCGGCGAGAGCACGUCGAAAUCGGAGAUUGUGAUUUGGAGACGUCAGACAGAGCAGGGUUUCUUUAGUGAUGCUGCGAUUGGAUCGUCACACAUGUGCCGUCUAUUUCAGUGUGAUGCGAUUAUUCUGAAGAAGUAUUGUACGUUUGUUGCAGAGAAUGCUAAGGAGGUAAUGGACCGUUUUAAGACCCUAGACGCCGAAGAUCACUUUAUUAGAAAAGUGAGAGAUACGCAACAAGAGGAGCUCCUCAAGUGCGAGCAACAAACUAAUGAGAUAUACAAAAAUCUAGAAGACCUCCAUGAGCAUACAUCGAAGCUGUUUCAGCUGAAAGCAGACCGAGAAGCACUCAUUUCCAAGUGCAUGUCAGAUAUCACAGAUAAGCUCAAUCACAGAAAGCAAAAGGUUAAGGCAUUGCAUGAAGCCACUGGAUGGUACAAACGACUCUUGAGUUUACGUUGCGAGUACUCUGAUGCCGUGAAGUUCAUCUUCACGAAUGUGGAUCCCCGUGAUCCUGACCGAGUGUUCAGUUUCUCCAUCCGCUUGGAUAAAAGUACCAGCUCUUGGACGAUGGUUGAAUGCAAACCGCGGAUGGAAGCAGCGGCGAGUUUUGUUGAAUCGUUGAACAAGAACAAUGAGUUAUCGCGAUUUGUGAGAUCUAUGCGUCGGGAGUUCGAAGUUGUGGCGGUCCGAUCUCGGUAUUUGGUGAAGUGACAUAUCCUCGUCUCUUGUCAAACAGCUUGAAUCGCAGACGUACUCCGCAAUGGUUAGGUGCAAUCGAGUGUACGCAGAGCAUUUCGAAGCGUACCAUCGUCGAAUUCCUACAGCUGUGCUUGUUGGUUCAUGAAGUAUCGGAUGGUAGGUGGUUGUACAACGUUUGUCUUAUGGUUCUUAGGGUGCUACAUGUGGCCCACAUUGUCGCCAUAUCUCGUGAGUUUUCAGUCCGAUACAUUAGAUAGCCCAUGCACUCUGAAGUUGAAGCCAUGUGCCAUGUACAUUGAAGAAUGCUGCAGCCGAAUCAAAUGACUUCCCUUGAUCUUAA
Molecule: messenger RNA, 1246 nt
Organism: Physcomitrium patens
Lineage: Eukaryota; Viridiplantae; Streptophyta; Bryopsida; Funariales; Funariaceae
Biological process (GO): chromosome segregation
Cellular component (GO): Ndc80 complex
Source: RefSeq, a predicted model, not a curated record